Molecule: messenger RNA, 1264 nt
Organism: Cydia amplana
Lineage: Eukaryota; Metazoa; Arthropoda; Insecta; Lepidoptera; Tortricidae
Gene: qsm
Exons: 10
Coding region: 158-1249 (363 amino acids)
Source: RefSeq, a predicted model, not a curated record
GCCUUGAGCCAGUCCCGCGCCACCCACCGCCGCGCGCGCACGGCCGCCAUCUUGGAAAACUCCCCGAAAACGCUCCGGAACCGCUAGUGUUUGUGCAGUUGUGAAGGAUAUGUGUACUCUGAUCUAAAGUGAAAAGUGAAAAAGUGUGGUGAUCAAGAUGGCUGCUCUUAAGUUGAUGUUAUGUGUGAGCUUGCUUCACGGAGUUCUUUCCAAAGGGUCCGAGUCCCAGAUAGAUUGCACGCCCGAAGUAAUGAAGGUCACAGUGCCCAUGGAUGGUGACCGGCAGCUCUCAUACCUCGACCAGCUUAAAGACUACAAACCUUGCAAGCCAACGAUGGAGGAUAACGUGGCCACAUUCAUGUUGGACCUCCAGGACCCCCACACCUGUGGGGUCACCAGGGUGCUCAAUAAACUUACCGGCAAACGCACCUUCUACCACAAAAUCGUGAUAGAAACUGCAGGCGGCCGCGAAACGCACACGGUGCGUUGCGUGGUGGCUGGCAAACGCGUCGCCCGCGCCGUGGACUUCCCUCUAGACAUCAUCGAACCUGAUGUAAUAAACAUCACUAGGAAUGAGCAGGGCUACGGACCUGAUCCCAUCCUAGCAGCUGUUGUCAAGCAGAACGGACGACAGGUGACAGGAGAAAUCUCCGUGAGCCCGGGGACACCUCUGUCCAUGGAGAUCAACCUGGACGAGAAGUCCAAGUCGGUGUACGGUCUCCUGGUCAACUACAUGCACGUCACAGACACGGGGAAACAGCAGGAGACUAUCAUAUUUAAUGGUUGUUCCGUCGACCCGUACCUGUUCGACAACUUCAUAACGACGGACGACGGCGUGCUGUCGGCCAAGUUCAGGGCAUUUAAGUUCCCUGAUACUUCCUACGUGCAGUUCAAGGGCACCGUUACUGUAUGCCUCGACAAAUGCCAGGGGGUACAAUGCACCAACGGUGUCACCGGCUACGGUCGCAGACGCAGAUCCAUCGCCUCCGGUGACAACUCCAACAAAGUGUACGAGGUGUCGCUCACGACCUUUAUCAAGGUCGACUGGAAGGAGGGCGAGAAACAGGCAGAAGACGUCUUAGCCCUUCUCAAGAACUUAAAAGUGGCGAAUCAGCGUCUAGAAGACUACGACGCCACUGACUCCAGCCCUAUCGUCCUAUACCCUGAAGAAAUCGUAGCUCAUAGCUCCGCCAGUGUAUUAAGAUGCAGUGUUGUAGCUAUAAGUUUAUUAUUAGUUAUGUUCAAGUAAAAAGUUUGUACAAGC